GCGUCUGCUAGCGGCCCCGCUAUCGCGCAUGCGCGAGAUCUGUCCCUCCAUCUCGCAACGCAGCUCGCAUCUCGGCAACGUUGUUAAAAUCCCGCGCGUGUGGUUUUUCUGUUUCCACUCUCGGUUCUUCACCUUCACCGUUUCCCAGUUCCGCCGGUCGAUCUUCGGUGCUUCGUGUUGUAUGACGUACGGUGAAGUUUUGUCAGCCGCGCGUUCCACACACUUUUCAUCGCACACGGGCAUCGUACGUUGCCAGGAUGCCGAAGAGGAAGCAUCAGGCUCUGAUAGACUCCGACAGCAGUGGGAGCGCGUCGGAGAGCGGCUCGGAUCUGGACAAUGAUUUAUUAUCACUAGCAAAGAAAAAGAAAGGAAAGUCCCAAGAUGAUUCCCAAUCAAACGAAGAUAAUGGAUCUGUUAAGAAAGAUAUUAAACAUGACUCAGAUUUAUCAGAUUCCGAUGAUAACUGGAAUAACAAAACUGGAAAACCAAAAAAGAAAAAAGCACCAGCAAAGAGAAGCAAACGAAAGAUGACAAAGUCUAGUUCUGAAGAUAGUGCUAGUGAAAAAGAACCAGCUAAGCAACUUUCAGAGCCAGAAGAAGGUGAAGUAUCAGAUUCAGAUCCAAGUGUUUCCAGUUCUAGCCAAGAAGAAUUCAAUGAUGGCUAUGAUGACAAACUUAUGGGAGAUGCAGAGGAUCAAGCUAGACUCGCGCAAAUGACUGAGAAAGAACGUGAGCAGGAAAUCUUUAAACGAAUUGAGCAACGUGAAAUUAUGAAAACAAGAUUUGAAAUUGAAAAGAAACUGAGAAUGGCCAAGAAACAAGAAUUGAAAAAGCAAAAGGAAUCGAAAAAGAAAGAAAAAGGUGUUGAGGAGAAACAGAAAAUCGAUAGAGCACCGGACCCUAAAGAGAGAAGUAAAGAUCGCAAAAAGACAAUAGAAGAAAAACAAGAUAAAAAAUUUCAUGCAAUGUCAUUGCUUAAAGCUAGACGUGAAGAGAAAAAAGAACGAGAGGAAAAAGAAAAACAGAGGAUAGAACAGCAACAACAGCAAACGAAGGAUAUAGAGGAAGAAGAAUUAGAUGAUGAUCAUAAAGGUGGUACAAAUAAAACAAAACUUAAAGCAUCUGAUAUAUAUUCCGAUGAUAGUGGUUCAUCAGAUAGUGCAGAAGAGGAAGAAGUAGCUAAGCCGGCGUCUCGCAGAUCGUCUUCGAGUGAAAGUCGUGAUUCGGAUUCCGACAACGAUAAAAAAUCAAUUACCAGCAACAAAGCUAGACCUAAAAAACCAGUGUAUAUUAGUACUAAGGAAGACCUAAACAAAAUCCGAUUGUCCCGUCACAAAAUGGAGAGAUUCGUUCAUUUACCUUUCUUUGACAGAGUAGUGCAGGGUUGCUUUGUCAGAAUCGGAAUCGGCAAUAAUAACGGUAAACCUGUCUAUAGAGUAGCUGAGAUAAGUGGUGUAUGCGAAACAGGAAAGAUUUAUCAGCUUGGCGGCACAAGAACGAAUAAGGGACUUAAAUUGCGUCAUGGUGCACAGGAACGUGUAUUUAGAUUGGAAUUUGUCUCAAAUCAGGAAUUCACGGAUUCAGAAUUCUUUAAAUGGAAAGAAACCUGCGCGCUGCAAGGAAUAUCGAUGCCUACGUUUGACGAAGUAGAACAGAAAUUAAAAGAUAUUAAAGAAGCAUUAGUAUACGAAUUCAAAGAAGAGGAUAUAGAAAAAAUAGUUCGCGAAAAAGAAAGAUUCAAGCAGACGCCUUACAAUUAUGCAAUGAAGAAAGCCCAGCUGAUGAGAGAACGCGAUGCAGCUAAUUGUAGAGGUGAUGACGAAACAGCCAGUCGACUUAAUCAAGAAUUAAGUGAAUUGGAAGAACGUGCAUCUGAGCUGGACAAAAUGCGCACAGCAACAAUUUCCAGUAUAUCGUACAUAAAUGAUCGCAAUAGAAAGAAAAAUGUGGAGGAAGCUGAGAAGGCUAUAAUGGAAGAAUUUAAGGCCAAUAAAGGUAAGAAGGUCGACGAUCCAUUCACCAGACGAAGUACUAAGCCAAGGAUGGUAUACAAGCCGGAAGACGAAUCUGAGGUGGUAACAACAGUUUCAGUAAAUGAUAAAUCGAGUCCACAUCUGGCCGGAGAUUCGAUGUCGGCUGCUGAUAAGGAAAAUGGACAAGAAUCGAAGAAAAAGCAAAGUACAGAAGACUUAUUUAACGCACAUGACUUUGAUAUAACAAUCGAUUUGGAAGUUCCUCUUCCGAGUAAUCCUGUUAGCGUUGUACCGAAGCCUAUUAAUAAUAUUAAGGAUACAGGACCUCGUCGAUCGUUGAAUCUAGAAGAUUACAAAAAGAAGCGCGGUCUUAUCUAACAAUUCAUAUAUCUUAAACAUCAUAAAGAUAUAAGGUUAAGUUGUCGAGGUUGUCUUGUAGUAACUAGAGGUAUUACUUUUAUCGAAUGCUCCGUUUAACGACAAGAACAGGGAAUGUGUUCUUAUAAUGAUUGACUGAGAAAUUAGGUUAUUUAUAACACUCGCAAUGUUACAAUUAAUGGUGACUCCAUCUAUUUAAUACAUUGAGUGAUGACUGUGCUAAUUCUAUACUACAACUUCAUUCAUUUAUACUGUAUUACAGUUACAUGAAUAAAGGAAUAAAAGAAUAUUCACGAAACAAACUAUACGAUACCUGAUAACUUUCAGAUUCUUAUAAUUUGAUCAAAUUUAUUCGUAUUCGUGUAGAUAUAAUUAUUUACAUAGAAUUAUAUUGGUAAUCGGCGUCGUUCGAAAUUAUGUCCCAUUCCAAUAUAUUCUAAUAUAAAGAAAGUCGACAGUUAUCGUCUAUUACAGCACUCAACGUAUUAAAGAUGGUUUAUAAGUAAGAAGGUUCCAACGAAACGGUUCCUAUUAUGUAUCCCAAAUAGCGACAUUACCAUCACCAUUGAAAUAUAAUUACGCAACGAUUGUGUAUGUAGAACAGUUAUAUGGUAUCGAAAGUCUUAAGAAUGAGACAUAUUUUACUAAGUUCUGAGGAAAAAUAUGAUCUAUGAUAUUUUAUUCAAUACCAUAUAGAAUACCAUAUAGAAUAUCCCUCUAGCUCAUAUAUGAACGAAAGAGAGAGAAUGGGGAAAAAAGAUAUGUUUAUAUCAAAUGAUAAAAUAAUUUGCCAAAUAAGUAAAUUUUUUAAAAAUAGAAAUAUCUUUUGUCUAAGAAUUUAUUCCAGUCAUAGUAUAUGGCAUUUGACAGUAUGCCACAUGUUGUCUACAUGAUAGAAUAAAAAAUCUUCCAAAGGCCAUCGGAAAAUGAAAUACAUGUAAUUACAUAGAUAAUAUUAAUUAGACAUAACACUUAUUUUUUAAUUGCAUAUCUAUAGUAAUAUAGUAUUCGUUGAUGUAUAAUAUAUUGUCAUUUUAAUGUCUUCAUCUCUCUCUUUCUUAAUUUGCCCAUAUCUACUGCCUGUGCAAUUUCGAUAUUUUCUGUUGAAGAAAAA
Molecule: messenger RNA, 3465 nt
Organism: Pogonomyrmex barbatus (red harvester ant)
Lineage: Eukaryota; Metazoa; Arthropoda; Insecta; Hymenoptera; Formicidae
Gene: Rtf1
Product: RNA polymerase-associated protein Rtf1
Cellular component (GO): Cdc73/Paf1 complex
Molecular function (GO): RNA polymerase II C-terminal domain phosphoserine binding; DNA binding
Source: RefSeq, a predicted model, not a curated record